UUUCAGUGUCAAACUUCAACCUCCAAUCAUCAUCUAAGUUCAUAAGUUGCACAAUCUCGGAAUUAAUAGGUUAUAAAUUUUAUAGUUUAUAUCCAAUUUUUCUCGUUGUGAAAUCGCAUCGAAAUGGCACAGAGUAAGCUUAAUGACAUGGCUGGAAAGUUUGCUAAAGGUGGGCCUCCAGGACUCGGCAUUGGAUUAAAGGUGGCAGCGGUACUCGGUGCAGCUGCCUAUGGCGUUUCGCAAUCCCUGUUUACGGUCGAGGGUGGCCAUCGUGCUAUUAUAUUCAACAGAAUUGGAGGUAUCCAGAAUGACGUUAUGACUGAAGGCUUGCACUUCCGUAUUCCAUGGUUUCAAUACCCAAUAAUUUUUGACAUCAGAUCGCGGCCUAGAAAAAUUUCCUCGCCUACAGGAUCCAAAGAUUUGCAAAUGGUUAAUAUAUCUCUACGUGUUUUAUCCCGCCCGGAUUCCAAUAGUCUUCCAAUAAUGUAUAGACAGCUUGGUAAAGAUUACGAUGAGAAGGUCUUACCAUCAAUUUGUAAUGAAGUUCUAAAAUCUGUUGUCGCUAAAUUUAAUGCUUCUCAACUAAUCACGCAACGUCAACAAGUGUCAUUGCUUAUAAGAAGAGAAUUAGUCGAGCGUGCUGCUGAUUUCAAUAUAAUAUUAGAUGAUGUUUCACUGACUGAAUUAAGCUUUGGAAAAGAAUAUACUGCUGCAGUUGAAGCCAAACAGGUAGCACAGCAAGAAGCGCAAAGAGCUGCUUUUGUUGUGGAUAGAGCUAUACAAGAAAAACAACAAAAAAUUGUACAAGCUGAGGGAGAGUCUGAGGCAGCAGAAAUGUUAGGUAAAGCAAUGGGAAUGAGUCCAGGUUACCUUAAGUUACGUAAAAUCAGAGCGGCCCAGAGCAUUUCCAGAAUGAUUGCUCAAUCACAAAAUAGGGUCUUUUUACCAGGUAAUAGCUUAAUGAUUAAUCUCCAAGACCCUUCCUUUGAUGACCUGUCCGAGAAACUUACUAAGAAGAAGUAACAGGAAGCCAUGGAAGAGUAUGGCCAUAAACCAACUCUUUCAGAAAAUGAAGCCUAUUUAAUAAGCAGUGCUUCUUCAAUUACUAUAUAAACAAAGUUAUGCAUUUUAGUACAUGUAUCAGGGUUUGAUUUUAUUAACUUGCAUUUUUUGUUACUUAGGUGUAGAUAAAAUAGUUGUAUUUGUUCUGUAAAUCAUAAUGAUUAUAAAAGAUUAAACAUCUCA
Pieris rapae (cabbage white) is the source of this 1245-nucleotide messenger RNA. RefSeq names its product prohibitin-2 (gene Phb2). The coding region runs from base 124 to 1023 and encodes 299 amino acids. The record is from RefSeq and is a predicted model, not a curated record. Gene Ontology annotation, cellular component: membrane; mitochondrion. The transcript has a single exon. Gene Ontology annotation, biological process: mitochondrion organization. Lineage: Eukaryota; Metazoa; Arthropoda; Insecta; Lepidoptera; Pieridae.